AUGUCCGCAGAAAAUCAACGAUAUAUAUAUUCUAAUCCACAAGGAGGAUCGACAACCUCUUAUGAGUAUCAAACAUAUCCUACGCAGGCUUACGUGUCGGCACCUCCUCCUCAGGCUCCUCCCCGGCCGAUACGCUCCCCCAUUACUCAGUUUCAUUCGCAACAUCACCAGCCAAAUUUCGCGGCAUCAUCUUCAUAUACCCAACAGGCGUCUUAUGCGCCCGCUCCAUCAUAUACUCUUCCUCAGUCGCAGCCUCAAUGGCAGCCUGAAAGCUGGUCCCCUCAAUUCGGGACCUUCCAGCCCACAUCCAUCACGGCAGACGUGACGUACGCCGCCAAUACAGCCCGCCCGGAGUCAGUCUCUCAGACCACCCCUGCAGAGGCACGAUCGUAUACUGCCGGUCCAUCCAAUCCACCACUUGAGAAUCGCCGCCCAGAGGAACGUUAUCCCCCCGCCCCUGGGUCAGCUCAUGCAUCGCCCGUUCAAAAGAGCAAGAGGCGGGACAAGGAGUCACCAGUCUUGGCUCCAAGUCCAAUUAUCAAUCCUAGUCUAGAUUUUAUGGUAGAGUCCUACGGUAUGAUACUCGAGGGGACAAAAUCCCUGGCGUCCGCGGGUUUUGCUGCGCGGCUCCCACCGCCUGAAACUAUGGAACGCAUGAUCCAGUCCGCGAACUACGGAAGACAAAUGUUGCAAUCAGCAGUUGCGCAAUCAAACCCUGACACGAGGCCGUCUACUGGCGGCAGUGACAAGGAUACUCCGGCCAUAAAGCGGCAGAAGGCCGAGGAACAUGCUCAGGAAGGGCAGACUUGCCUUGGUUGCAACGCAACCUCGACCCCUGAGUGGAGGCGUGGCCCCUUAGGCCCUCGAACCUUGUGCAACGCAUGUGGCCUCGUGUAUGCUAAACUUUUGAAAAAGCGGGCACGAGGGGAACGGUCUCGCGGGGGCAAUAGCAAGGACCCAGGAUCUCACAACACCAUGGAAGAUUCUGUGAUUGCGUCCAGCGGGGGAAGUGACGAUGACGAUUCUUAUGGGUCACAAGAUCGCGACCUGGGUGAUCAUAUACGGAGAGGGUGA
Messenger RNA from Suillus clintonianus, 1074 nucleotides. RefSeq lists its product as uncharacterized. The transcript is spliced from 5 exons. Gene Ontology annotation, biological process: regulation of DNA-templated transcription. Bases 1 to 1074 code for a protein of 357 amino acids. Gene Ontology annotation, molecular function: sequence-specific DNA binding; zinc ion binding. Lineage: Eukaryota; Fungi; Basidiomycota; Agaricomycetes; Boletales; Suillaceae. The record is from RefSeq and is a predicted model, not a curated record.